CUCCAAUUUCACAAUGAUUCAUAUAACACCUGAACAUGAAUCUUCAAUCAUCGUCGCCGCCCUAACAAACGUCAUUUCCGGCGAGGGUAUCGCCGGAGUAGAUCUUCAUCUGCCCAUUUUACAGGAAACUGUGAAAUGUCAGUUAUGCAGAAUUGAAGGCUGUUUGGGAUGCACCUUCUUUGGCGGACCCGGCGCCGGCGGUGAUAAGAUGAACGGGAAAAACAUGGGUUCGGCGGCGAAUGGGAAUAAGAUUGAUAAGAAGAAGAAAUACAGAGGAGUUAGACAGAGACCAUGGGGGAAAUGGGCGGCGGAGAUUCGUGAUCCUAAAAGAGCGGUUAGGGUUUGGUUGGGGACAUUUGAAACAGCGGAGGCGGCUGCGCGUGCUUAUGAUAAGGCGGCGAUUGAGUUUCGUGGGGCUAGAGCUAAACUUAAUUUCACUUUUCCGGCGACAACGGCUAGUUGUGAACAGAGAUUGGAAAAUACUAAUGAUGAAGAGAGAUUGAAGAAGGUGGAAGUUAAAAAGGAGAGGAUUGUGAAAGAUGGUGAUGAUCUUCAAGAAUGGAUGAUGAAUCUCAUGGAUCUUAAUGAAGAUGAUUCUAUUAUUUGA
Messenger RNA from Impatiens glandulifera, 607 nucleotides. RefSeq names its product ethylene-responsive transcription factor ERF109-like. NCBI's taxonomy places the organism in Eukaryota, Viridiplantae, Streptophyta, Magnoliopsida, Ericales, Balsaminaceae. The transcript has a single exon. The record is from RefSeq and is a predicted model, not a curated record. Gene Ontology annotation, molecular function: DNA binding; DNA-binding transcription factor activity. The coding region runs from base 14 to 607 and encodes 197 amino acids. Gene Ontology annotation, biological process: regulation of DNA-templated transcription; ethylene-activated signaling pathway.